AUGUACUGUCGAGUCUAUGUGGUAGCCAAGAGGAUCACCAAGAACUUAGAGGCUGGGGUGAUGAAAGAAAGGAUGGACUCCAAGGAGCUAACACUCAGGAUCCACUGCAAGAAUAUGAAUGAUGGCAUGUCUAACAAUAAAAACAAAAACCAGCAGACUCGCAGCUCCUUGUCUGUGAAACUCCUUAAAUUCUCCAGGGAGAAGAAAGCUGCCAAGACAUUAGGGAUUGUGGUGGGCUUGUUCAUCCUGUGCUGGCUUCCAUUCUUCACGUCUCUACCUUUAGGUAAGCAUCAAAUAUAA
Molecule: messenger RNA, 300 nt
Organism: Staurois parvus
Lineage: Eukaryota; Metazoa; Chordata; Amphibia; Anura; Ranidae
Source: the annotation of a GenBank genome assembly